CUGCGCUGCCGCGGCGUUGAAUGAAUAUCAAGCAAGCCGACGCCAGGGAAGUUACAAUCUGUAGUUCCAUCGGCUGUACAGACUGGAGCCAAAAUAAACUAAAAUUAUUAGAGUGAUCGUAGAGCCUUUGUAUCCAAUACAACAUUUUAAUAAUGGCCACUGCCGUGACGUUGAAUACCGGAGCAAAAAUGCCGAUUGUGGGUCUCGGAACUUGGAAGUCUCCCAAAGGCAAAGUGAUGGAGGCGGUGAAGGCAUCCAUUGCAGCUGGGUACCGCCACAUCGACGGAGCCUACGUCUACCUGAACGAGACAGAAGUGGGAGAGGGCAUUCACGCCAUGAUCCAGGAAGGCGUGGUGAAGAGAGAGGACCUGUUUGUGGUCAGCAAGCUGUGGUGCACCUUCCAUGAAAAGUCCAUGGUGAAAGAAGCCUGUCAGAAGACUCUGAGUGACCUGAAACUGGACUACUUGGAUCUUUACCUGGUCCAUUGGCCUAUGGGCUUUAAGCCUGGGUCAGAGCUCUUUCCUCUGGACAGUGAGGGGUUAACAAUACCAGACGACACCAACUUUCUGGACACUUGGGAGGGCAUGGAGGAGCUGGUAGACGCGGGGAUGGUUAAGGCCAUUGGAAUCUCCAACUUCAACCACAAGCAAAUCGAGGCCUUGCUGAACAAGCCAGGUCUCAAGUACAAACCUGCCAACAAUCAGGUCGAGUGCCAUCCUUACCUGACCCAGGAGAAGCUGAUCAACUACUGCCACUCCAAAGGCAUCUCUGUGACUGCGUACAGCCCCCUGGGCUCCCCGGACAGACCAUGGGCCAAACCAGACGACCCCUCACUGCUGGAUGACCCCGACAUCAAGGCCAUAGCUGAGAAGCACAACAAGACCACAGCGCAGGUUCUGAUCCGCUUCCAGGUCCAGAGGAACGUGAUCGUUAUUCCCAAGUCCAUUACCCCUGAGCGCAUCAAGCAAAACUUCCAGGUCUUUGACUUUGAACUGAGUGAGGAGGAAAUGAAGACCAUCCUUGACUUCAACAGGAACUGGAGAGCUUGUCCCAUGCAUUGGGGGGUGAAGCACAAGGAUUAUCCCUUCAACAUCGAAUUUUGAGGUAUACAUUGGCGUUGAAAAACGAGCUAUCAUGUUUCUCCUGACUGGGUAUCUUGUUUCUCCUGUAUUACUUUGCAGUUUAUUCGGUUGCUUUUUUUGAAAUAUUGUCCACAAACUGAAAUACACUUGAGUGUUCAAGAUUCUAUUCAAGCAGACUUCCCACAUUCCUUCAAAGUACUUCUAAAACAUCUGCCAUUAAUUUCUCUUUCAAAGUAGCCAAGUGUCACAGGAAUCUGACCUGUGUGACAUUAUUAUUAAAUAAUUGAAGAUCUUUCAAGAUUUGUUCUUUAAAAAAUUAUCGAAGCAUCAUAUAGAAUACAAAGAAUAGAAGCCCUGAAAAGUUACACACUUCCUCUGAGCUAUCAUGUAGUGAAGUCCAAAUGAAGUAUAAUGUGUAAGUAAUACAUAUGUAUCCAUGCAUUCCUUUAUGAGGUUUUGGUGGACAGUAUUUUGAACAAUAUUACAACUUUAGUCUGACACAAGCAGUAUAAUCACUCUGAUACUGAAUUUAGUUGUGGCUUUAAUAAAGUAUGUCUGGCCUGGUCUUUGUCACCGCGCAUGGUUUGGGUGUGUAUACAAGCAGCUGUUAAACCAAAUCUGCCAAGAUUCCAUGGCUUUUCAGUUAUGGGGUUUCAUAGUUUCUGAACUCAUUUCACAAGUAAUUCACAUGCAGUAUUCAGCUGGAGGCCAAAUGUUUGUUAGAAACCAGAUCUGGUGAACAAAGAAGAGUGACUAUAAUACCACAGUAAUUCGUUUGGCCCUCUGAGCAUAAAACAAUUGUUAUAAAUUGUAUGUGUGAGCUGUUUUCUAUUCUAGCUGAUUCUCCUGGCUUCUGUGCUGAAAAGAUUGUUUGUUAAAUAGUAUUAUAUGUUCCCAGGGCACGUAGUGCAGAAAAAUUAAUGUUUUGCAAAAAUAUUUUACUAAUUAAAUAAAGGUUUGGACUAAAACCACCCCAAUGAGUAUAAUAACAAACACAUGUGGUCCUCUACUGGGACCAAUACUCUUCUACAGUAUGCAGUGCUUUAGAGUAAAAGUAUUAAUCUUCAGGUACUUGCAAAGGGAUUUUGUUGUAAAAACAACCUUAAUUAGACCAGACAUGGGUGUAAGUGACACUAAACGGAAUUAAGCCCUCAAAAAUGGUGAAUGAGAUGGAAAAAGUUUGUUGAACCUGUAUGUAAUUUACAUCUGUUGACUUUUGCAUUGAGUGCACUUAAUACACAAAACAGUGAAAUAUUGCAAAAAUGCAGGAUUAGGAAUAUUCAUCUUACAGAUGUAUUAAACAUCUAGUUUUAUAUUGUACGUUGCUGGGGGAACUGCAGACAAGAUGCUUACACAUACUUAUUCUCUCUCCUACAAGAAA
Messenger RNA from Megalops cyprinoides (Indo-Pacific tarpon), 2463 nucleotides. RefSeq names its product aldo-keto reductase family 1, member B1 (aldose reductase), tandem duplicate 2 (gene akr1b1.2). NCBI's taxonomy places the organism in Eukaryota, Metazoa, Chordata, Actinopteri, Elopiformes, Megalopidae. Gene Ontology annotation, molecular function: aldose reductase (NADPH) activity. The coding region runs from base 153 to 1103 and encodes 316 amino acids. The transcript is spliced from 10 exons. Gene Ontology annotation, cellular component: cytosol. The record is from RefSeq and is a predicted model, not a curated record.